AUGAAGAAGUCCAAGAAAACUCAAAACGGCGCCGCGGCCGCCAGGCCCCUACGGCCUGCCGUUGCUCGGCUACAUUCCAUUCCUCGACACCCACCUCUGCCGCUGCUUCACCAACCUCCCCGCCGCCCACGGCCCCAUCUUCAAGCUCUGGCUCGAGACCAAGAUGUGCGUGAUGGUGAACUCGACAGAGAUGAUGUGAGAGCUGUUCGUGAGGGAGCUCCUGAGCAAUGCCAAACUCGACGACUCCUACGCGCUGAGAUGGGCUCUGUGGAACUGAAACAGAGGAAAAUAGAGAGAGGCAAGAAGGGCAUUAGCAUAAGAGAGAGAACAACUGCGAUCAAUCUCGCAGUUUCCAUGGCUUCUCCCGUCGUGGAUUGCGCAACACCAAUCCGAGGAGUAGACAUGGAAGAAGACGAAGAAGAGCUCUUCGAGAUCAAUCUGGAGGCCGUCAACGGCAUCCCUCCGCAAUGCCGCCCCACCACAACCACCGCCGUGAACCCUGCUUGAGCAAUGUCGCCGCCAAUAAUUACGUGCUUCUGGCCAAUUGCUUGUCACCGGUGGCGUAUGUUUCCAACGCGGUUCCAACGGCAAAGGAUCGCAAUGCGUUGUUGUUUAAGGGAAGAAGUAAUUUUCUUCUGGUUAGUGCGGCACCAAUGCCGGUGGAUGUUUGCUCUUCCCUCCUUCUUUAAAACGCUGCUAUAAAAUAUGUUUUUCCAUUC
This is a messenger RNA of Malania oleifera, 719 nucleotides long. RefSeq lists its product as uncharacterized. Lineage: Eukaryota; Viridiplantae; Streptophyta; Magnoliopsida; Santalales; Ximeniaceae. Bases 1 to 507 code for a protein of 168 amino acids. The record is from RefSeq and is a predicted model, not a curated record. The transcript is spliced from 3 exons.